Messenger RNA from Archocentrus centrarchus (flier cichlid), 566 nucleotides. RefSeq names its product NADH:ubiquinone oxidoreductase subunit B7 (gene ndufb7). The record is from RefSeq and is a predicted model, not a curated record. Gene Ontology annotation, cellular component: mitochondrion; respiratory chain complex I. NCBI's taxonomy places the organism in Eukaryota, Metazoa, Chordata, Actinopteri, Cichliformes, Cichlidae. The transcript is spliced from 4 exons. The coding region runs from base 80 to 448 and encodes 122 amino acids.
GCUUAGCUCGGCUGUUUUUCCGGUAACAGCCGGAAGUGGUAGCAGGAGGUUUGUGGAGUGCGGACAUUUGGUAGGUGAUAUGGGAGCUCACCUGGUCAGACGGUAUGUCACCGAGACGGACACCGAACCGGACCCAGCGAAGAAAUUCGAGUUCGACCCGCAGUUCGGCUUUGCAGAGAGGAAAGAGAGAGAGAUGAUAGCAACCCAGGAGCAGAUGAACUUGGCCCAACUUCCUUUGGAGCAGAGGGACUACUGUGCCCAUUACCUCCUGAAACUCAUGAAGUGCAAGAGGGAUAACUGGCCCAACUUCCUGGCCUGCAAGCAUGAGAGACAUGACUGGGACUACUGCGAACACCAGGACUAUGUGAUGCGCAUGAAGGAGUAUGAGAGGGAGAGGAGGCUCCAGCUGAGGAAGAAGAGAAUUGAGGCACAGGCUCAUGCUGCAUAAUUAGUUCAUCCUCUGAUUCUACUUCUUUGUAUAUACCUGCUACUGUUCACAUUAAACAAUAUUGUUUAAGCUGUACAGCCCAGAGUCUUGUUAAUAAAAACAAAGAUCGACAGUGAAA